Carcharodon carcharias (great white shark) is the source of this 1629-nucleotide messenger RNA. It is a transcript of the gene pou2f3, whose product is annotated as POU class 2 homeobox 3. The transcript has 13 exons. The coding region runs from base 274 to 1548 and encodes 424 amino acids. Lineage: Eukaryota; Metazoa; Chordata; Chondrichthyes; Lamniformes; Lamnidae. Gene Ontology annotation, cellular component: nucleus. Gene Ontology annotation, molecular function: RNA polymerase II cis-regulatory region sequence-specific DNA binding; DNA-binding transcription factor activity, RNA polymerase II-specific. The record is from RefSeq and is a predicted model, not a curated record. Gene Ontology annotation, biological process: regulation of transcription by RNA polymerase II.
UGCCUAAAUUAUACCGAACUCUUAACUGCCUCUCACCUGCCGCUUCAGCAGGGAGUAAGUAGGUUAUUUUUUUUUAAAAAGAGGACCAGAAAUGAGGGACUAUGUGGAGAGACUGUUAGAUCUUUCCUGGUGAGUUGGGAGAGUUCGGCCCGAGUUAAGCAAGGUCAUUAUUGGUGAACAUUUUACUCAUUAGGAAGAGGAAAAGUCUAUUCAUCUACGUACCUGAAGUGAGUUUCUGUUGUGUUUGAAGCUGUUUCCUUUCGCGACUGGAGGAUGAGUGUCGGCACAGAUAAAUCAUCGGAUGUUGGAACUGGUGUCUCGCAGCAACACGAGCGAACAGGUAUUGAACGAAACAGCCUGGAUUUCACUCGACAGAUCAAAACGGAGGACCGGAGUGAUUCUCCUGCUCCGGUAUCAGCAGAAACCGUUCCCCUUCGGCCCUGUGAGGCCUCUUCUAUUGUGUCGGGGAGCCAGAUGUCAGUGGACCUGCAGCCACUUCACACCCUGCAGCAGCUUGUGGUGGUACCCGGACAUCACUUGCAAACCGCAGCAACAUUCCUGCUCCCUCAGACGCAACAAAGCCAGCAAGGUUUGCUACAAUCUCCAAAUCUGCUCCCAUUAUCCCAGCAGUCACAAAGCAGCCUCCUGCCAUCUCAACCUGGCAUGGGGGUCACUCCACAGGCAGUCAUUCGCCCAAGUCUCAUGGGCUCAGCCCUGGAGUCUCAUUUGGAAACUCUUCCUCCACUCCAGAUCCCAAAACACAUUGCCCCAAAGCACAUCACACCUGUUCAGGCAGAUGAACCCAGCGACCUAGAAGAGCUCGAACAGUUUGCAAAAACGUUCAAGCAAAGGCGGAUCAAACUGGGGUUCACACAGGGUGAUGUGGGAUUAGCAAUGGGCAAACUGUAUGGAAACGAUUUUAGUCAAACGACAAUCUCCCGGUUCGAGGCUUUGAACCUGAGCUUCAAGAACAUGUGUAAACUCAAACCGCUGUUGGAGAAGUGGCUGAGUGAUGCAGAAAAUGUCCCCUCUGAUUCCACACUGAACAGCCUGACAUCUCUCCCUCCACAACUGACUGGGUUGGAAGGUCUCGGCCGCAAAAGGAAGAAGCGAACGAGCAUUGAGACCAAUAUUCGGGUAACCCUGGAGAAGCGUUUCCAUGAGAAUUCAAAACCCAGUUCUGAGGAAAUUGUGAUGAUUGCAGAGCAGUUGUCUAUGGAAAAAGAAGUAGUCCGUGUGUGGUUCUGUAACCGGCGUCAGAAAGAGAAGAGGAUUAACUAUCCAAUCACUCCAUCCAUCAAACCUCCAAUGUACAGCUCGCGGCUGGUUUCUGCAUCAGGAUCCCUCGACCCUAUGAUUGUGACACAGGUGCACAGCAGUCGGAGUGCAACAGCAGUGUCUUCCAGUUUGUCCAGCAGCUCCAACAGGCCAUCAUCACCGAUCGCCACAUCCACUGUAAGUGGCCACACCUCAAUGAGCAGUCAGACUGGGCUCAGCAGCACUCCAGGCUCACGGUUCUGGUGGAAUGGUCCCUCGUUCCUGCACUGAGGAUUUUGCAUUCUGGUGACUCCAUUCUAUGAUGAGCUUUAUCUUUUAGCCUUCCGCACUCCUCAAUGUCCAGUGUCCAAA